Messenger RNA from Drosophila mojavensis, 1755 nucleotides. It is a transcript of the gene Ugt37E1, whose product is annotated as UDP-glucosyltransferase 2. The transcript has 2 exons. Gene Ontology annotation, molecular function: UDP-glycosyltransferase activity. NCBI's taxonomy places the organism in Eukaryota, Metazoa, Arthropoda, Insecta, Diptera, Drosophilidae. The coding region runs from base 50 to 1660 and encodes 536 amino acids. The record is from RefSeq and is a predicted model, not a curated record.
AUUGAACAGCGCACUGUUCAUUCAGUUGAGAUCAAGUCCUCAGGCAAACAUGAGCCGAACUAAACUUCAGUUGGCUGCUUACGCAAUUAUACUCCUCGUGUUGUCCUGCCGGCCAACAGAUGGCGCCAACAUCUUGGGCCUCUUCAGCACGUUCAGUCCAUCCCAUUUGGUGGUGCACAUGGCGAUGAUGCGAACCUUGGCCGAUCGCGGACACAACGUGACCAUUGUCUCGGCCAUGAAGCCAAAGCUAGCGCCACAUGAGAACAUUACACUGAUCAUGGCACCCUUCAGUGAAGAGACCUUGGCGGAAGUUAAUCAGUUCAUGGAGAGCUCGACCAAGGACAAGGUAUCGAUGAUUGCCACCAUCUACAGAAUGCUGAUGAAAACGGCCGUAAUGCUGGACUCUCAAUAUAAAUUCCUAUUGCAUCCCAAUGUGCGGGCCAUUUACGAGCGGCCGCAAACGAAAUUUGAUCUGUUGUUUCUCGGCUUCAUCUUCAAUGAUUACCAGCUGGGCGUGGCAGCCAAACUGGGCAUACCCGCUGUCAUCAGCUGGGUGGGCGUGCCAUUCAUGCAUAUCGACGACGAGGUGGGCAACAUCUACGAUCCGGCCUAUGUUCCCAAUUUUAAUGUGUGCGUGGAUAGCAGUCAACGUGCCAUGAACUUUGGCCAGCGCCUGAAGAACUACUUCACCUGGGUAAUCCUGAAGAGCAGCGCCAUCAUCUUGGAUAGGCGCAUGGUAAACUAUUACAACCGUGCCUUUGGAGCGGAUCUGCAGAUGCCCAGCUACUGGGAGGUUAGGCGGAAUAUCUCGUUGCUCUUCUACAAUUAUCACUCGCACAGCGAGGGUCCAAUCCGACCCACUGUGCCUCAGUCCAUAGAAGUUGGUGGCGUGCAGAAUAAGGAGCAGCCAGAUCCAUUGCCCAGCGAGCUGGCUGAGUUCUUGGAUAAUGCCAAAGACGGCGCCAUCUUCUUCAGCCUGGGCACCAAUGUCAAGAGCGGCUACUUUCCGCCCCAUGUGAUGGAGACCUUCUUCAAGGUACUCUCCAGCCUGCCGCUGCGCGUCAUCUGGAAGUGGGAUGAUCUGCAGCAUACGCCAGGCAAUGCCUCGAACAUCUACUAUCACAACUGGCUGCCACAGGACGACAUCCUGGCCCAUCCCAACACCAAGCUGUUCAUUACACACGCCGGCAAGGGCGGCAUUGCCGAGGCUCAGUACCAUGGUGUGCCCAUGGUGGCUAUGCCGAUCUUCGGCGAUCAGCCCAGCAAUGCGGACAACAUGGUCUCCGCCGGCUUCGGACUGAGUGUGGACUGGACCACGCUCACGGAGGCUUCGCUGGCGCAGACCCUCAACGAGGUGCUGCAGAAUUCCUCAUAUCGUGAGAAGGUGCGUAGCUUUUCGGCUCUCUAUCGCGAUCGACCGCUCACCGCACGCCAAUCGGUUGUCUAUUGGACGGAGUAUGUGUUGAGGCACAAGGGCGCCCACCACCUGCAGAAUCCUGCAUUGCAUCUCGACUUUGUCGCCCGCCACAAUCUUGACCUCUAUGCCUGUCUACUAAUCCUACUCGCAGUCUCUGUGACUAUUUUAAAACUGCUGCUGCGGUGUAUUUGGCAAACACUGCGACCACUCGCACCCUCUAAAGACAAGGUCAAGACACAAUAGACGCAGCUACAUCUUGUUAAUUCAACCGAAUUAAUCGACAGCACUCAUUACGCAUAACCAUCAAAUUGGCCAUUUAAAUACGCACAAAUAUAUAU